Messenger RNA from Capsicum annuum, 696 nucleotides. RefSeq lists its product as uncharacterized. The transcript has a single exon. The record is from RefSeq and is a predicted model, not a curated record. The coding region runs from base 1 to 696 and encodes 231 amino acids. NCBI's taxonomy places the organism in Eukaryota, Viridiplantae, Streptophyta, Magnoliopsida, Solanales, Solanaceae.
AUGAUUACUCCCUUUUUUACUAAGCUUUCUGGUUCGUCCCUUACUAUUGUUGUUGUAUAUGUUGAUGACAUUCUUGUAACCGGUGAUGAUCUUUCUAAAAUUUUUGCUCUCAAAAAGUUUUUGGAUGACCAAUUCAAGAUUAAGGAUUUGGGAGUUGCUCACUAUUAUUUAGGACUUCAGAUCAUUAAUCAACCUCAAGGGUUACUGGUUAAUCAACAAAAGUUUCUUCCGAAUCUUCUUUCUGAAUUUAACAGUGUUGAUGCUUGCCCUGUGGUAUCUCUUUUGGAUGUUUAUUUUAAACUAUCUGUUGAUUCUGGAGACCUCCUUCCUGAUCCUUCUUUAUUCCGAAAGUUGAUUGAAAAAAUGAAUUUUCUUCAACAUACAUGGCCAGAUAUCUCCUAUAGUGUGCAAUAUCUUAGUCAAUUUAUGUCUAAACCUCGUAUUCCUCAUUUUGCCACUGGUUUACAUGUUUUGAGGUACUUGGCUGGUACUUCUGAUUUGGGGUUGUUGUUUACCAACUCUCCUACUUUUGAUCUUGUUGGCUUUUGUGAUUCUGAUUGGGUUAGCUGCUCUAGCUUCUGUAAAUCUGGCAGUGAUUACAUUUUAUUGUUGGGUGGUAGUCCCAUUUCUUGGAAGUCCAAGAAGCAGUCCACUAUUGCUCUUUCUUCAACUGAAGCUGAAUAUAGAGCUUUGUGA